Molecule: messenger RNA, 1384 nt
Organism: Apodemus sylvaticus (European woodmouse)
Lineage: Eukaryota; Metazoa; Chordata; Mammalia; Rodentia; Muridae
Gene: Pycr3
Product: pyrroline-5-carboxylate reductase 3
Exons: 6
Coding region: 96-920 (274 amino acids)
Biological process (GO): L-proline biosynthetic process
Molecular function (GO): pyrroline-5-carboxylate reductase activity
Source: RefSeq, a predicted model, not a curated record
UCCCGGAACCCGCCCAGUCUCUUCUGUCCGUCAAUGCAGCUCUAGUGGGCGGGGCUCGCUGCCGAAAGGACGAGAGAAGGCCUGCUCAGAGCACGAUGGCGGCGACAAAGUCUGAACCUCUGCGUGUGGGCUUCGUGGGUGCAGGUCGCAUGGCGGAGGCCAUUGCCCAAGGUCUCAUACGAGCAGGCAAAGUAGAAGCUAAGCAAGUGCUGGCCAGCGCACCAACAGACAGGAACCUCUGCCACCUCAGGGCUCUGGGUUGUCAAACUACUCACUCCAACCAGGAGGUGCUGCAAAACUGCCCACUUGUCAUCUUUGCCACCAAACCCCAAGUCCUGCCAGCUGUUCUGGAAGAAGUGGCCCCCGUAGUCACCACUGAGCACAUCAUCGUAUCUGUGGCUGCUGGGAUCUCUCUGAGCUCUAUGGAGGAGCUGUUACCCCCGAACACACGAGUAUUUCGGGUCUCUCCCAAUCUACCCUGCGUAGUCCAGGAAGGGGCCAUGGUGAUGACACGGGGCCACCAUGCUGGGGACGGUGACGCUGAGCUCGUACAGAACUUGCUGGAAGCCUGUGGACAGUGCAUAGAGGUUCCUGAGUCCUACGUAGAUAUCCACACCGGCCUCAGUGGUAGUGGUGUGGCCUUUGUGUGUACAUUUUCGGAGGCCCUGGCUGAAGGCGCCAUCAAGAUGGGCAUGCCCAGUGAUCUGGCCCACCGCAUCGCUGCUCAGACCCUGCUGGGGACAGCCAAAAUGCUGCAGCAGAAAGGGAAGCACCCAGCCCAGCUGCGGACAGAUGUGCUCACGCCAGCUGGAACCACCAUCCACGGGCUUCACGCCCUAGAGCAGGGCGGUUUUCGAGCCGCUGCCAUGAGUGCUGUGGAAGCAGCUACCCUCCGGGCUAAGGAGCUGAGCAAGAAGUAAGACAGGCCUCAGAUGAGACUACAGGCUCCUGGCCCAGCUACAGGCUCUGUGGUGAGCGUGGGAGUUGUAGUGGGCUGUCCUCUUGAACAUAAUGGCUAUCAUCAUCUUCAUCCAAGAAGCGGUGACUCCUUGUAAGACACAAAGACACCAACAAGACGGAGUGCGUUGACUGAGAUAUUCCAGCAAGGAAGGAAAAGGUGUGGAGGUCACUUGACCCUUACCCGAAAUUCCAGAUCCUCCCUUCUGCACCUCCCAACCAAUCGCAAUUGUGUUCUCAUUGCAUGUGGCCCCGUGGUUGCAGGAGCUGGUAGAAUAUAUAGCCUGUGGAGGUGGUAGACAUCCUCCUCCAUGCUGAUGUGAGACAUUUGGAUGGUUGUGGCUGCUUUGGGAUCACCACACUCCUGUAAGCAGCACCCCGACCGUAUUCUCUAAGUCCAAUAAACUCAUUGGUUCUUUAAGCUGGA